Messenger RNA from Leptomonas pyrrhocoris, 1083 nucleotides. RefSeq lists its product as hypothetical. The annotation marks the transcript as partial. The record is from RefSeq and is a predicted model, not a curated record. The transcript has a single exon. Lineage: Eukaryota; Euglenozoa; Kinetoplastea; Trypanosomatida; Trypanosomatidae.
GUGGUCGUUUGAAUUUCAAAGCGCCUUCCGCCGUCGUUGUCGUUGUUGGGUUCUUUUCUUUUUGUAGCGCGAUAGAACUGCGUCGAUUGUUGUGGUUGUUUUUUGCGGCGAGAGAACAUUUUCUGCAUACACGUUCAGCCGCUCACGUUUCUGACACGUGGACAUCAUGCAAACGCAGUUGCACAAGGAUGUGGUGAAGAACAUCACCACCGCCUCUCAGCUGGAAGGCGAGCUGCAGAUCUCACAGGCGCAGCACGGUGUGGCGGUGCUGGACAUCUACAACGCCGAGUGGGGUCACUGCAAGGCGCUCAGCGAAACCUUCCGCCGCCUCUCCACGGAUGCUGGCGACAUGGUCCACCUCCGCUUCUUCUCCGUGGAAUGCAACGCGGUGCUGAAGAGCCUGCGCACCCCCGACGAUGCCAAGGCGACGCCGCGCCCAAAAGGGAUGGAGUUCUCGCACGACACGCUCGGUGAGUACUGGUCGAAGAUUCUGGAGCAGCGGCAGAAGCAUUCCAAGCCCUACUUUGCCUUUUACAAAGAGGGAAAGAUGCGCACACACUUGGAGGGCAUCGACACCCCAAAGAUUUGCCGCAUCGUGCACGACCUGUGCAAGCAGCAGAACGCAGCGGCGGAGUACAUCGUCAACGCCGACGUGCUGCGCUUUUGGGAGUCGAACUUCUCCCCGUCGGAGAGCGAAGUCGGCACGAAUGAGUUCGUGCACGCCGCGCGCGCGCUGCUCGGGGCUGAGGCGGCGGACAUGACCGGUGAUGAUAUGGCCCACCUUACGGCGGCGGUACGUGGCGGCGGCGGCGGCGAGGUGGUGUCCGCCUCCAGUUUGCAGUCUUUUGUGGGGCCCAACCGGAAGUUGAAGGCUGCGUUGCUGGCGGUGGUUGCGGAGCGGCGCGCCGCAGCCGGCGCCACUGCAUCCUCUCCACCUCCACCAUCGCCGCCACCACCGCCAGCCCCUGCGGCGGCGACGGAGGAGAAGGAAGAGGAGUUGGACGCUGCUCCGCGUGCUCCUUCGCCGAAGCUCGAGGACGUCGCGCCCGAGGAACAGACGGAGAACGCACCAGAAGCGGACGG